Molecule: messenger RNA, 6618 nt
Organism: Balaenoptera musculus (blue whale)
Lineage: Eukaryota; Metazoa; Chordata; Mammalia; Artiodactyla; Balaenopteridae
Gene: GAB1
Product: GRB2 associated binding protein 1
Exons: 10
Coding region: 327-2411 (694 amino acids)
Source: RefSeq, a predicted model, not a curated record
GUCCCGUUGAGCCCGAGCGCGACGGAGGCAGCCGGCGGGACGACGCGCCUGGCGGCUGGGCGGGCGCACUGAAGGGAGGCCGGGGCGCCCUCGGCCCGGCCGCAGACCCUGCCCCGAGGUAUCGGCCUCGGCGGCGCGGCCCGCUUCUACUCACGUCCGCGGGGACCUGCUUGCGGGGAAGAAGCUCGGAGGCCGAGAGCCGGCGCGCCACGGAGCCCGUCCGCCCGGGGUGCGCCGCCGGAGAGCUAGGUCCCCGCCGCUGCGCGGCUGUCCGGCGUCGGCGGUGUCGGGAGCGCGCCCGGCCCGGAGCCGGAGAGGCGCGCACCAUGAGCGGCGGUGAAGUGGUCUGCUCCGGAUGGCUCCGCAAGUCACCCCCGGAGAAAAAGUUGAAGCGUUAUGCCUGGAAGAGGAGAUGGUUUGUGUUACGCAGUGGCCGUUUAACUGGAGAUCCAGAUGUCUUGGAAUAUUACAAAAAUGAUCAUGCCAAGAAGCCUAUCCGUAUCAUUGAUUUAAAUUUAUGUCAGCAAGUUGAUGCUGGAUUGACAUUUAACAAAAAAGAGUUUGAAAACAGCUACAUUUUUGAUAUCAACACCAUUGACCGGAUUUUCUACUUGGUAGCAGACAGUGAAGAGGAGAUGAAUAAGUGGGUUCGUUGUAUUUGUGACAUCUGUGGGUUUAAUCCUACAGAAGAAGAUCCCGUGAAGCCACCUGGCAGCUCCUUACCAGCACCAGCUGAUUUACCGCUGGCGAUAAAUACAGCACCACCGUCCACCCAGGUGGAUGCCUCCUCAGCUGCUCCACCUCCUCCGUAUCAGCUAAUUAGCCUUCCACCACACCUGGAAACCCUUGGCAUCCAGGAGGAUCCUCAGGACUACCUCUUGCUAAUCAACUGUCAAAGCAAGAAGCCUGAACCCACCAGAACGCACGCUGAUUCUGCGAAAUCCACCCCUUCGGAGACAGACUGCAAUGAUAACGUCCCUGCUCAUAAAAAUCCUGCUUCCUCCCAGAGCAAACAUGGAGUGAAUGGCUUUUUCCAGCAGCAGAUGAUGUAUGACUCUCCACCGUCUCGGGCUGCAUCCGUUUCCGUAGACUCCAGCCUUUAUAACCUGCCCAGAAGUCACUCCCACGACGUCUUACCAAAGGUGUCUCCUUCAAGUACCGAAGCUGACGGAGAGCUCUAUGUUUUUAAUACCCCAUCCGGGACCUCGAGUGUAGAGCCUCAAAUGAGGCAUGUAUCUAUUAGUUAUGACAUUCCUCCAACACCUGGUAAUACUUAUCAGAUUCCACGAACAUUUCCAGAAGGAACCUUGGGGCAGACGUCAAAGCUAGACACUAUUCCAGAUAUUCCUCCACCUCGGCCACCGAAACCGCAUCCGGCUCAUGACCGAUCUCCUGUGGACACGUGUAGCAUCACACGCACAGCCUCUGACACUGACAGUAGUUACUGUAUCCCGACAGCAGGGGUGCCACCGUCCCGUAGUAAUACCAUUUCCACUGUGGAUUUGAACAAAUUGCGAAAAGAUGCUAGUUCUCAAGACUGCUAUGAUAUUCCACGAACAUUUCCAACUGAUAGAUCUAGUUCACUCGAACGCUUCCACAACCACUUUAAAAUCAAAAAUGUAUUGACGGUGGGGAGUGUAUCAAGCGAAGAACUGGAUGAAAAUUAUGUCCCCAUGAAUCCCAACUCUCCUCCACGACAACACUCCAGCAGUUUCACGGAACCAAUUCAGGAAGCAAAUUAUGUGCCAAUGACUCCGGGGACAUUUGAUUUUUCUUCAUUUGGAAUGCAAGUGCCUCCUCCCGCUCAUAUGGGCUUCAGGUCCAGCCCGAAGACCCCUCCUAGAAGGCCAGUUCCUGUUGCAGACUGUGAACCACCCCCCGUGGAUCGGAACCUCAAGCCAGACAGAAAAGUCAAGCCAGCACCUUUAGAAAUAAAACCUUUGCCAGAAUGGGAAGAAUUACAAGCCCCAGUAAGAUCUCCCAUCACUAGGAGUUUUGCUCGAGACUCCUCCAGGUUUCCCAUGUCUCCCCGGCCGGAUUCAGUGCACAGCACGACUUCAAGCAGCGACUCACAUGACAGUGAAGAGAAUUAUGUUCCCAUGAACCCAAACCUGUCCAGUGAAGACUCGAAUCUUUUUGGCAGUAAUAGUCUUGAUGGAGGAAGCAGCCCAAUGAUCAAGCCCAAAGGAGACAAACAAGUGGAAUACCUAGAUCUAGAUUUAGAUUCUGGGAAAUCCACGCCACCACGUAAGCAAAAGAGCAGUGGCUCAGGCAGCAGUGUAGCUGACGAGAGAGUGGACUAUGUCGUGGUUGACCAACAGAAGACCCUGGCUCUGAAGAGCACGCGUGAAGCCUGGACUGAUGGGAGACAGUCCACAGAGUCUGAAACGCCAGCCAAGAAUGUGAAGUGAAAACGCCGCUUUAACGUCUCUGAACAAAAGAGGGCCGAGCUGUAAGGAGAAAUCCUGUUUGACCGAAGAUAACUUGACCCUUGUACUCUAGGUAGAUCCUCAACGGAACAGAGUCGAAGUCAGAGGACCUUUCAGACUUAAUCAAGCCAUUGAGCGUGUAAAUGGUGCUUUGUGGUAUCUGAACAAUUCAUCACAUGUAAAUAACGUGGGAAAAUACUGUUGUUUGGUUCCCAGAGAAACAUUUGUUUCGUAGUUAACACACUUGUAGUAUUACUGUAUUUAUGCACUUUUUCAUUUAAAGCAUUGGUUUGGGUAUUCCCGAAUGGACCUUAACAUGAUUCUUUUGGGAGUUCUUGUUUUUCCUCACACUACUCUUAAGAACAAUGCUACGUGAACUAAGCUACUUUCCACUGGGAAAUUGCUCUUUCAGCUGCAGGGUAACAACGUGACGUGAGAAGUAGAUUCACAAUAUACCUUUCUACCUGAAACUUAACGGGGUAACCGUUAGCUUAAACUACAAAGUAGAGUUGGACUCAUCAUUCAUUGCCUUCCAAAAUGCUAAGCAUCAUGUACCUACUGGUGUCAGGACUUUGUUCUCUGGUUCAUGGACAUUUGGUUUUCAGUGGUGGAACUUUCUUAUAUUUUGUUAAUUACAGUGUUUUGGGCUCAUUAAGUGAAGAUUCUGCCAGGUGGGAUCUUACACCUUGGAAAGAGUGAAUAAUCACACUAUCAAGUAAGCGUACAACUCACUGAUGGCAUGUGGUGACGAUGUGCUCUCACAUUUUCAACAUGUAUUAAACUUUACGUUCUUUGCAAAGUGUAGAUUAUAUAACUAAUCAGGUACGUACCAGGCACUGAUGUGCUAAUACACUAAUCAGGUUUAGACAGUGAGCUUUAGUUGUAUUCGUGUUAGUCCUCUAACGCUGGUUUCCAGUUUGGAAUUAAUGGCACAAUUGACAUUCACUGUUAGUUAUAGCAACAUACUGUGAUUUUUAAUUAGACAGUCAUUCAGAUUUAUUACUCUAAGAAUGAAAUUCUGUCUUUUGACACCAUAGUGCCCUUUCUAUGAUUUUUUUUAAACUUUACUUAAUAUUCUUCUUGGCCUUAUCCUAUUUAAAUCCCUAUGCAAUUAAUAUUUUAUAUCUGCAUUUUUUUAAAAAAAAUAGAUGUUAUAUAAGUGAUUCUCAUAUGUAGCACCUAUUGCUUUACCAGUAAAAGAAUUAAGGAUUUUGUACUGUGAUUUAUAUUCACUGCCCCAAUUCAAGAAAUAUUGGAGCCUUGCUAUAAUGUGAAAUCUUAUAGUCACGGACCUCUUCCAACCAGAUUUCUGAAACCACCAGAGGUAUCGUAUAAUUCUGUCUCACCUAUAACAUGGUCCUAUAGCAAGACCACACAUUAUCUAUAGUAAGGCUACAAUUUAUCUGUCUUGGCUUUGCAAUGUAAUUUAGAAAGCAGGUAUAGUUAUUGGUUUGAUUGGUUUUUAACUAAGUUACAUACAAUCUCUUAUGUACUGAUUUGAGACUUACUAACAGUGUUUGGAGGGGGCAUAGAGAUUGAAGAGCCCACAGCUGAGGCAUGUUUCCCUCCAUGCAGACCUCUAAUGUUGCCUGAGUACACAGAUGUGCCCUGAUUUCUGGCCCCUUGGUCACCGUACUGUGUCUAAUCAAUGUAAUGGGUUUAUGUCCCCUCCAUGAGCUAAAAACGUUCAUAACAAGAUGAAUUGUAGACAAGUAACAUUGGAUGCUUUUAAAUGUUUGCUUCUUUUUAAACAAAAACUAAAACCCAGAACUGAAUUUUGAGGUGGAUUUUUAAAUAAAAAAACAUUGUUUGAGUUUGCUGUGAGUAAGCUGUUUUAUAAUGAAACCACAAAAUAGAGUCGAAAAUCAUUGAAAUGUGCCUCAACUGUCAAAACACAUAACACAGUUGAUGUGUGAAGAUACCAAAUUGUGUUGCAUGGAGGAUAAACAUAUUUUGAGAUUUAGAACACAACAAUAAAUAUAUUGUUAAUUCAAAAAUAGAAAUCUUGUUUUAAAAGCUACCUAUCAGAAGAGUCUAAGGCAAUAAUGAAUUUUUUAGUGUAAUUUCUCAAUUUUUUACAAGUUACCAUUUUGAAGACCCACAGCACUCAAAUCUGUAGAAAUUUUCCCAUUAUGCAGAGUAAUUUAAGAAUUGAAAAUUAGGCAGUUUGUUAAACUAAAUCACAUUAAACAUUGCAUUAACAAAUUAAAUGAAAAGACAGUCUCUUAUAGAGCAGUAUUUCCCAAAGACUUUUUAGCACUAGAAUCUCUUUUAAGUAAACUCUUGUGUAAGCCCAAUAUGUAAAGCCUGGAAGGUCCAUUUGAUCAGUGUAACUGUAUUUUGAGUCCACAUUUAUGUUUACUUGUCUUAGAACAUUACUAAGAAUAACAUUUCUAAGUAACACAAAUGUGAAAUUGAGGUUAUAGAUAGUUGGUGAUACCUUAGCUGCCAGUCUGUUUCUAUGCCUUGUUUUAUUCGCAUACUAUCAAGAGAAUUUUGCUUCAUGCAAAUGUAAGUGAGUACAAAUAAUAAUAGGGUUUAAACACACAUUUCAGGAGAUUCUUUAACUAGAGAUAGGUAAAGUUGUAUUCCCAGGUUUAUAUAAAAGUAAAUUAUCCUGCUAGUGGAAGUUUAUACAUAAGCAGCCUCCAGUGUGGUAAAAUAGUAUAUGUAACACAUUAGAAUGUGCAUUUUUACUAAGGUUUUAAACUACACACUUUUAUAAAAACAAAAUUUGAAUCAAACUCUUUAAUACCCCUGAUCGCCCACAAGAAGCUGAGUUUCGGCCAGGCAUGGGUUGAACACCACUGGUUAACUGUGUAACAGUUGUGUUAUAAAUCAGAAGUUUUCUUCCCCCACGUUUGAUGCUCUCUACCUUUUAUUCCUUAUUUUGAAAAACUGUACAAUUUUAUGAAAGUUUGAAUACCAGUGCUCAGCUCUGCUUUCAAAACUCAAAAUUCAGACUUGAAUAAUUUAAGCUAUUUAACCCACAGGAUGCAUCACCUUAGAAAGCUAUAAAAGUGGUUUUUAUCUACACUCUAUACGUUUUCAUCUUUAUUUUUAUCAAUACCAUAUAAGCUACUGUGAGCAUUUUAGAGAAUUCCAUAAAGGUACUAUGAGUGUGUGUAUGUAUAUAUAGCAUUGUAUUUAAUCAUAGACUAAGUUUAAUUUGAUAUAGAAAUACUGCCAUACUUGUACAUUAAUGUCAUAAGUCAUAAUUCCCUCUAGACUCUUAAUAUUUAAUUCAUCGGAGGUCAUAAUCUUCAUAGUCAUAAAUGCAUUCAAACUGGAAAUUGAACACCAGUGUUUGUUUUUCUUUCUCUUUUAGUGGGAAGUUGUCUGCUUUCCCCCUUUAGCGAAAACAGUAUUUUUUAUAUUUUGUUAAACUGUUGACUACUUUAUGCCUGUACACUAUACCAUAGGCAUAAUUCUUAGAUAUUCCCAAAUACUCUUAGUGCCUCCUUAUUUGGCCCAUUGAAAGUAUUGGUGUUAGUAUUUCGAAUGAAUUAUCCUUUAAAAAUAUACUAACCUUAAACAUUUUAGAAACAACAAGGGGGACUGAAUCUUUUUAUUCCUAUCUUUGGGUCAUUGUGAUAGGUCUUAUCUUCCAUGGUUAGAUAAGCAGUCUGGUCUGUAAAAGGACUGACAUAACAUGACCAAACCAAAUGGAUACAGAGAGAGAAAGGGGCAUAUCCCAGGAUAACAGUUAUUGUCAAUAACAUCAGCUUUCUGUAAAUCUGUAUAUAAUUUAAAAUACCAACAACUAUGAGGUGAAAAGCCAUGGUGCAAAUGAAUGUUGUAGACAUCAUGGACUUGUUCUGAUGAAAAAUCACUUGUCGGGUUGUUGAGAUGAUUGGUUUUAAUCUGACUAAAUAUGUUUAUAUAUCACUACAGCUUGAAGUAAUUUAGUUCAUCCUCCAUAGACUUAUCUUUCUUUAGGAUCAGUAUAAUGCAUAUUGUGAGUUUCAACAGACUGUUGCGUCAAGGGAUUAACAUAGCUUCUGGCUUCCUUUACUAAAAAGAUAUGGCUUUGUGUGAGUUCUUGUAACCUAAAUCAAUUGUUGAUAAUCAUUCCAAAUUUCCACAGCAAAAUCUUAUGUAUAAAUUUAUUUCUCCCCUCUUGCACAUCUUCUUUUGUAAAGAUCCAAUUGUAGAUAUUUUGUGCUACCAAAUAAAACUUUUCAAACAA